Messenger RNA from Schistosoma intercalatum, 2747 nucleotides. NCBI's taxonomy places the organism in Eukaryota, Metazoa, Platyhelminthes, Trematoda, Strigeidida, Schistosomatidae. The record is from the annotation of a GenBank genome assembly.
GAACUUUAUGGUUCAGCGCUCACUCAACUGUUUUUGUUGUUAAUACAUUUAUUGUUAAGAUGGCAACUCUUGUUGAUGCAAUACAGAAGAAACAGGAAAAGUUGACAGAAAGUCACAUUUUAGUUGGCCACAUCCAAAAGACGUGUAGUCGUGACGGAUCGAAUAUUCUAUUUCCUACUCGGACAUUAACAAUGGACUCUCAAGAUAUAAAGAGCAUUGGUUGCAAGGAUGAAUUGCUAAAAGCAGCUGAACAUGUCAGGGAGUUAGAUUUGGCUUGUAAUCGGCUGUCUUCAUUUGAAGAGGUAUUUAAAAUUCUAUGUUGGCUUGAGAAACUUGAAUCAUUAAAUUUAAGUCAAAACCCACUAGGUUGUCAUAUCUCUGAUAAUCAAUCUUCCAAUUCAUCUUUUGAUGAAGACACUAUUGGUUUAUUAUCUACUGAAGGAGAAGAAAAUAUUCAACCCAUGAAUAGCUCUGAAUUAUCAAUACAGGAUCAAAAUUAUUUUUAUUUUAACAAACUGUCAUCUUCAUCCAAGUCGAAUAAAAUACUUCAGUCUAAACAUAAUGAAAUUGAUUUCUCACCAAUUUUUCACAGUGAAUCCCUGAAUGAUUCAAUAGAAAAAAUUAGGUCGACUAACCAUCCAAAUGAUGGUGUUGGUAGUAAUGGUAAUCUCAAACAAACAAGAGGAAAUGAACCAUCUAACAUGAAAACGCUACCAAAGCAUCCUUCAGCUCCAUCUGAACUGGCUUUAAAUUCCGGUAUUAUAUCUCCUACCACAGUGUUUCCUUGUUUAAGUGUACUAGCAUUGAAUUCGACGUAUGUACCAUGGGAUUGGGUGAUUGAUUUGCUUUAUCGACUACCAAACUUAACCGAUUUACACGUUGCACGUAAUAAUUAUGGAGCAGAAGAGCAGACUGAAGUAUCUUCUGAUCAUAAUGAUGAUAAUGAUGCCACACCAUUACCUGUAUUUCCUCAUUUACACAGUUUAUAUUAUAGCGAUAAUGGCAUAUCGAAUUGGUGGACAAUAUGUCGUUUGUGUAAACAUUUCCCUGGAUUGGAACAAUUGAUUUUAUUAGGUAAUCCUAUUGAACAUAUACCAUUUCCUCAAGAGAAUUUACAUACAUCUCAGCAUACUACAACAACAACUACUACUACUACUAAUAAUAAUAAUAAUAACAAUAAUAAUAAUACUGAUAAUAAUACAUCAAGAAAUACUUGUUAUCAGCAUCAGUGCUUAUUUCAAAAUGUACAUACAUUAGGUUUAUCAGAAACACUAAUCAAUCAAUGGGAAAGUAUUGAUGCUUUGAAUGAAUGGAUGCCUAGUUUAACCAAUUUACGAUUAGGCAAUACUUUACCUGUAUUUCAGUCUUGGAUAGAACCUGAUUGUCGAGCUCAUGUAAUUGCCAGAUUACCAAAACUUACUACAUACAAUCGAAGUGUCAUUGAUUCAGAGGAACGUGAAAGUGCUGAACGAGAAUUUGUUCGAUAUUAUGGUCAAAUUGAUCCAGAUAAACGUCCUAAUCGUUAUUGGGCUCUAGAACGUCGACAUGGUCGACUUCAACCAUUAGCUAACAUUGAUUUAUCUCCAAAACAGCAUAUUCGUGUACGUGUCACAAUGUCAGGGAAAGAAGUUUGGUAUAAUAUAAAUGUCAACUUAAAAGUAUCACAAGCUAAACGUCAUUUCUGUAAUUUAUUCAAUAUUACUAAUCAACAUGAAAUUAAACAUUUGAAAUUAUUUUAUUUUGAUCAAGUUAUGUCACAAAUUCAAGGUCCAGAAGAAUUAAAAUAUCCAAAUCGUAAUUUAUAUUCAUAUCAAAUAGAGACUGGUGAUUUAUUCGAAUUAGUACGAUAUCCGGAUUCUUGAUAAUAGAAAAUAGAACUUUUACAAAAGUACAAUAUCAUAUGAAUGUUUGUGUGUGUGUAUGUAUGUAUGUAUGUAUGUAUGUAAUUUUGUUAAUCCUUUCUCUCUUUUUUUUGUGCAACACGCCUGUUUGUAUAGUAGUCAUUGAUUUGUUUGUUUUCAUUGUCAUCGAUUUCCCCUCCCCCUCCUCUCUCUCUCUUACUCGUCAGUUUCCGUCUUUCCCCCAUUUGUCAUAUUUACUCCCCAUUCACAAUAUAAUAGUGUAUAUUCAUCCGUUCAUUCAUUCAUUUGAUCUUAUUAAUUGUGAAAUAGUGGUUUAUUGAUUAAGGUGUUCCACCGUCAAUCUCGUUCAUUUUUAUUCAUUUCCAUUGGAGCAGCUGAAUAGUAUCAUCGUUAUCAUCAUUUUGAAUCCCUUUACCUAUUGAAUAAGGUUAUCGGUUAAAGUGUUAAGUACUUGAUUAGUGACUUACAUUGUCUGUCUAUGUCUAUUUGUGAAUGUAUGUGUAAAUAUGUACUACAUUAUAAUUGUUCUCUUAUUACCUUUUAUUCAUUCAUUCAUACAAGAUGUGAUAGACUCCAAGUUUUUUUCUUCAAUUCUAUUGAUUAGUUAGUAUUUUUGACAAAUCAAUCAUGAUCAUUUUCGAUCAUUUUGCUUUUAAGGUACAAUGUUAUGCAUACAUACUCAGUGUAUAUAUGUGUGUGUGUAUGUGCUCUUCUGGCAGUUUUGUGAUUUUUAUUUUCCUGUUUUCUUUUGUUUGUUUUUGAGUUUAUCUUUCUUUUUUUUCGUGUUAUUUAUUUGUUUGUUUAUUUCCAUACAUCUUAAUUCCUUGAUGAAUAUGAAUAAAGCGCUAAGAACAAGACAUCCAAAAUAAAAUGAAUUCAUCAUUA